UGCGUGCGAAGGGCUCGACAUGUCAUUCAGAGGAAUCCGCCACCUGAAACGCGAGGAAGUGAAGGCGACUCAAUUGGGUAUAAAGCAUCAGCCAACAUCUGCCCCGAGCAGUGCAAAGCUGAUGAAAACAUCAGAUCGGAGCUCACACAGGACCUCUACGAUUUAUUUGAUUUCACUUUGGAUCAUUUGGCAUUACCGAGCCGGUGCACCCAGAGAGACGCAUCACUUUUCUGCACUUUAAGUGAAUGUGUCUCCACAGCCAUCACUAUACUGGAAUUAACUGAUACCCCCAGGGAUUUUGGCGCACCUGUUACCUCCACAGAGCGCGAAAUCAUGAUCCCUCCGGGAGACUGCAUGUAUGCGGGCAGAAAGAGGAGGAAGCCCGUCCAAAAACAGAAGCCGUCUGCUGCCAAUGAGAAAACCAACCCGUCCAAGCGGCACAGAGACAGGCUGAAUGCUGAGCUGGACCGGCUGGCCAGCCUGCUGCCGUUCCCCGCCGAUGUCAUCUCCAAGCUGGACAAGCUGUCCGUGCUGCGCCUUGCAGUGUCCUACCUCCGCGUCAAGAGCUUCUUCCAAGCGAACAAUGAGAAGCCCUCCAGGAAGCACGGCAUCAGCACAGCAUCCUCUAACCCUGAACCCCGGAAAGAGAGCAUUCCCCUGGGCACCACCGUCAAUGAAAGCAGCCUCCUUCUGGAAUCUCUUACAGGCUUUGCCUUGGUGGUGAGCAGUGAUGGCAUGGUUUUUUAUGCCUCUUCAACCAUUGUGGACUAUCUUGGUUUUCAUCAGACUGACGUGAUGCACCAGAAUGUGUUUGACUACAUCCACAUAGACGACCGUCAGGAGUUCAGACGGCAGCUCCACUGGGCCAUGUGUCCCCCACAGGGGAUGUCAGCACACCAGGACAGCCCGCUAGCUGCAGGGACUGGUGAGGACUUUGUAGUGAGCAGCCUGUUCCAUUCUCCGGAGGCAGGGGGAAUUCCUCCUGAGCUCUCCUGCUUUCUCAACAGAUGUUUCAUUGCCAGAGUCCGAUGCCUCUUGGACAGCACCUCUGGAUUCUUGACUAUGCAGUUCCAGGGUCGGUUGAAGUUCCUCCACGGUCAGAAAAAGAAGUCAGCCUCCGGGGCUCUGUUGCCUCCCCAGAUGGCUCUAUUCUGCAUAGGUGUACCCCUCCUACUGCCCUCCAUCACGGAGAUGAAAAUGAAGAACAUGUUAAUGCGGGGAAAGAACAAGGGAGGAGGUGGAGGGAUUAUCUCUGCACUGGAGCAUGAUGAGCGAGGGGAACACCUCCGGAGGCAUUCCUUCAGUGGAGGAAUGGGUGACAUUGCCGACCCUGUCCUCCUCUCCUGUCCCACUCCUGGGGCUACUCAGCGGGGUCACCACACUCCCUGGACCCCGCUCUCCAAAUACAACCUCAAGUACCGCCCUGAGGGUUUCUACAACCAGGAGGAGCCCCUCAACUACUGCAAGUCCACUGUGGAUCCCCAUAAAGGUGUCAGCCCAGGCCUGGGCGGCGGCUGGCCUCUGCGGCCAAACUCAGGCCCCUUGAGAGCAGGCCAGGGUGUUGGCUACAUCCCCUCCAACCGUAUGAACAAGGCCAGCCAGUAUGGGAAGCCAUACCGCCUUUCCCCCAACUGCCACAGCGGCAGAGGUAACGAGGUGUUUGUCUCUAAGCUCUACGGGAACGUCCAGAUUCCCACAGACCCAGAUGCCUACUGUGUGGACCUGGUGAAGAACGAGAACGGCUACGGGGAAUGCUACGAUGGCCAUUUGAUGCCUGAGAUGCCACCCAUCAAGGUAGAGCAAGACUCGGACUCUGAGAACGGCUGCGAUGUCUACGGACGACCCUGGGUUUGCCGUGACCCAGAGGCCAUCGACCGCCACUAUGGUAACGGGGUAUACGACCAGAGCUCAGGCCUCCAUCUCAAAUCAGAGGCAGAUUAUUAUGACCCGCAGUACUCGCCCUGUCAGCGAGGGAAAGCAGGAAUCAGCCCGCCGUACAACAACGGUAACUAUCAGAACUAUGCAGUCAACAACAGCGGGAACACAAGCGGCCGUCUCUUAAAAUGCGACAAAGACUUGGGCAGUAACAAUGACAACAGCCAGUUUAGCCCUCAGAGACUCUCUCACUCAGACUCUCUAUGCAGCAACCAAUCAGUCAACCUCAUGGACUAUUCACAAGAUCCUCACAAGGCCUAUAUGCACCAGGACUAUAACAAGCACGACACUUAUGAGUUCAAAGGGCACAGCCUGGUCCAUUCGAUCAAGCGGGAGCCCAUGGACUCCCCCCCGUGGUCUGAGAGCGCUCAUGACAUGAGCCAGUCCAUGAUGGUUGGUCCACGGAACGUUAUGCCAUGUGUUAUGAGCACAGGGCACCACAAGUCUAGUCCCUACAUUUAUUUGCCAUAAAAGUGAUUAGUGCAAACACAGAAGAUAAUUUCACGCACACACGCAUGUGUA
Molecule: messenger RNA, 2457 nt
Organism: Perca flavescens (yellow perch)
Lineage: Eukaryota; Metazoa; Chordata; Actinopteri; Perciformes; Percidae
Gene: ahrra
Product: aryl-hydrocarbon receptor repressor a
Exons: 9
Coding region: 334-2406 (690 amino acids)
Biological process (GO): xenobiotic metabolic process; regulation of transcription by RNA polymerase II; response to xenobiotic stimulus
Cellular component (GO): aryl hydrocarbon receptor complex; nucleus
Molecular function (GO): nuclear receptor activity; transcription cis-regulatory region binding; protein dimerization activity
Source: RefSeq, a predicted model, not a curated record